This is a messenger RNA of Salpingoeca rosetta, 1871 nucleotides long. RefSeq lists its product as uncharacterized. The record is from RefSeq and is a predicted model, not a curated record. The coding region runs from base 40 to 1605 and encodes 521 amino acids. NCBI's taxonomy places the organism in Eukaryota, Choanoflagellata, Craspedida, Salpingoecidae. The transcript is spliced from 12 exons.
GUGCGGUUCAAGGCUUUGUUUGUGUGGGCGUCAGCGACGAUGAGGAUGGCGAGGGGUGUGCUGCUGCCGCCCGUCGCACUGCUGGUGCUAGUAAUGAUGAUGGCAGCGAUGCCGUCACCAUCAGCAGUCAGCUCAAUGGCUCUGGCGCAAUCCACACCUUCAGCGGAUGAUGACUUGGGCGAGGCGCCGGACAUGUACGGGGAUGACGAUGACGCGCUCGGAGAAGCACCCGACAUGUAUGGGGAUGACGACGAUGGUGGCGAUCGCCAAGGUGCCUCCUCAUCAUCGUCAUCGUCACCUGCGCAAAGCACAGCUGGCGGCGGUGCGUCACAGCCGCCAACACCGACAGCCACAACCACAGCCACAACGACCACGGCUAUGGGAGACCAGUGCGGCGCGUCCAUGCUGGGCACGCGGUUUGACCCUGUCAACCUUAUUCAACGUGUGCCAAACGCCACUCAGGAAACGGACUGCUGCCGCGCCUGCCAGUCCUUUCAGCUGUGUCGUGGGUGGUCUUUCAACUCGGACACGAGCGAAUGCGAGCUGUUCUCGCAGGCUGUGGAUGGCCCCAUCCCGGACGGCACAAGUGCGUUUGACUGGUCCUCUGGCGCUGUGACGCCAACCACACCGACAUCCUACCACUGCUCUGACGACACCAACUGCGCAGACUGCAGGUCGUCGGUGGGAACAUGCACGCGCUGCACAGAGUUCCACUAUCUGUUGGCGGGCCAGUGUGUACCUGACUGUGUUGCACACGGCUACAUCAACUUUGGGGAACGCAAGCGUGGCCGUGAGUGUGUGAUUCCAUUCACAUGCACCGGUCCCGAUUGCGAGUGCCCCAGCUCUUCCUUUGGCAAAUACUGUGAAGAGUGCCGCGUCGAAUACGGAGGGGCAUCACAUUGCGUCCAGUGCAGAGACGACCGAUACCUUGUUGAUGGCAAAUGCAGACUGGAGAUUGUGUGCCGUGGAUACCGGUUUGAGGAAUUCCCAGACACCUACUGCAAUUGUUUCACGGAGGAGAACCAACACAACUGCUUCCGCUGCUACCACCGAGGCGGAUUCGGUGCCGCCCAGCCAGACAUUCGCUGUGUGCGCUGUCGUAAUGCACUCUACUUCAACCGCGACACCAGCCUCUGUGGUGGGCCCGAAGACUGCCCGAGUGGAACUGUGCCGACCAACAGCGGAGGAUAUGGCCGAGAGUGCCUACCUCCUUCACUCUGUGCUCAAUACACACACGAGGCGAGCGGAAGGCGGUGCCGGUGUCCAGAUCCCAUCAACUGCCACACGUGCUAUUUUGGUGAAAGCGGAUCAGAGUGCCGGCUGUGUCGUAACAGCUUGUACCUGUACCAGGGCGAGUGUGUUUCGUCGUGCCCAUCUACGACUGCGCAUGCAAACACGCGUGGCGAUUAUAACCGCAAGUGCACGCCAGCAUUUACGUGCACGGACGAUGUAUCGUCCCUGGACGCCUCGCAAUGCGUGUGUCCGGAUUACAACUGUGUCUCCUGCACAUACGACAUUGGCAACGCGCCCGGCGAGUCGACCUGUUUGCAGUGCCGAUCAGGCUAUGCGCUCAACCAGACAACUGGCGCGUGCGAGCAGACAUGACGGGGAGCCAUGAAGAGGGAAAUGCCUCGUCUGAUGUAUGAAGAUAUUGGUUGAUGUGACCACUGAGGAAGCUGGUGACACUGUGACAUCUUAUCCGCGUUGCGUGCAAGCAUCUGCCUCAUCCGUUCUCUCCAAAUCCUCUCUCUUCGAACUUUUUGUCACGUUAAUCCAUCUUUGCUUGCUCAUGUUCCCUUGGGCGUUGCUCGCUUUUAUGUUGCAGUUGCUGUUUUUCCUAAUUGCUGUGAAUAGGAAUGGAUGACACUGUA